UAGUCCCCCUAGGUUAAGGGAGACUGUAGGCAUCCCUUGGACUUGGAGAUAGCUCUAACAACAACCCGAACCCACCAACCCGCUAAUUUUCAUCUCGUCUUCCGACGCAACUUCAUGAAUCUAAGAAGGACUCAUCAAAAAGCGUAGUCUCUCGAUGAUCGAGGGAUCACUCUCCUUCGGGCUGCCCAAACCUCGCUGUUGCUGCGAAGAACGACCGAACGCUGCAAAGGUCUCAACUUUCAACCCCCCCGCCCUCUUAACGAUUCCUGACCGCGUUAUUCCUCGUUCUGAUGCCGGUCUUGUUUGAUUUGCUGGAUUAGUAAAAUUUUGAGAUACAUGGGUUCUCGUUGAUUUGGUAAAAACUUUCGUGUGGUAUUGUUUGCUUUUGGGAAAAAAUAAAUGACUAGAUUUUCUUUCCUAUGAAUAAUUCAGUUUGAACGUUGAUAUGGGUAUUGCUUUAUUCCCUAAAAUUACUUAUAUUGAGCUCCAUGUGUGCAUUGCUUAAGGGCAUCGAUGGCAUUGCCUUUUCUAAGAUUUAUUAGGACUUUUCCCCCCUCCCAAUUGCAAUAGUGGAUUCGAAUCGCGAAAUUACUUUUAGAAGUUGGGUGUUUUCAUCAUUUGGUUUUUCUAUGGAGUGCGCAUGACACUCUAUAAGAGAAGAGAGAGAGAAAGAAAAAUGAAUUAGAAAAAUAAUUUAUGUACAGAAAUUAAGAGAGGAGAGAGAUAGAGAGAUAGAGAGAACUAGAGAAAUGAAUAGCUCAUGACCCCUGAUUUGCAUUAAUUAAUAUCUGUGCAUAAUUCAUUUAUGUAGAAAGACCGUUUAGUAUUUCGAAGAUUCUGAGCCUCGAUCAUGACUGAACUCGGAAAAGAAUUGUCAAAACUAAUUGUUUGCCGAUCCCUUUACAACAACUUCUCUGAAAGUGGGAGUUGAGUAGAGGAAACGUUAGUGAGGCUGCUAUUUUCUUUUCUUUUCUAAAAAAGCAUCACAUUCUCCCAAAUCUUUCUAUGGAGUUGAUGUUUACCAAUUUCUUGUUAGUCUAAAAUUUGAUUAUAUGAGAGAAACAAUGAAAAAUGUUUAAAAGUCUUGUGGACUCUAAUAAGUGGCGUGAGGCCAAAUUACCACACACGUUUCCUUUGUCUGUUUUUUACCAGAAACGAAAGCAGCAUGACUUCUUCAAGAUACAAAGCAUUAUGGCAGAACUAGCGAGGGGAGUGCUCUCUCUUCUAACUCACGCAUUUGCAAGAAAAAUGAGUUCUUUUCCGUCUCACUCGAUCCCCUGUGCCCUUGCUUUCCUUUCUUUUACUUCGUUUUUAGCAUCAGCAACACCCCAGAACUCUCUCUCAAGAGACUCUUCUCUUUAUGUGGAGGAUGAUUCUAAUGUUCUGCUCUCAGCUGACGAAUCCUUCACAUGUGGCUUCUACGAGAUUGGCGCAAAUGCCUACACCUUCUCAGUUUGGUUUUCAAAUUCAGCGAACAAGACAGUUGUAUGGACCGCGAAUCGUGAUCGUCCAGUUAAUGGGCAUGGAUCAGCCGUUACCUUCCGCAAGGAUGGGAUCAUGGUUCUGUCUGAUGCCGAAGGCAUAAUCAUAUGGAGCACCAACACCAGUUCAACCGAAGCUAAUACAGCACAACUUCUCAAUACCGGAAAUUUAGUUCUCAAUGAUCCAAAAGGUAAUCUCAUAUGGCAAAGCUUCGAUUCUCCUACUGAUACUCUCUUACCAACUCAACCUAUCAUUAAAAGCAAGCAACUAAUCUCUGCAAGGGCCAGAGGUUCACUUUCAUCAGGCUACUAUAGCUUUUAUUUCGACAAUGAUAAUGUCCUUAAGCUCAUGUAUGAUGGGCCUGAGGUCUCUAGCAUCUACUGGCCUGACCCUGACAACACGGUGUGGUACAAUGGUAGAACUAACUACAACAGUAGCAGAUACGGCGUCCUUGACGAACAAGGCCAGUUUCUGGCUAGUGACAGAUUGGCUUUCAAUGCUUCGGAUUUCGGUUCUGGGACUAGAAGAAGAUUGACGUUGGAUUAUGAUGGUAAUCUUAGGCUGUAUAGCUUGAACGAAUCGAGCGGAUUGUGGUUGGUUUCGUGGGAAGCCCUGCCACAAUUGUGUCUUGUUCACGGUUUGUGUGGCAAGAAUGGUAUAUGCGUGUACACUCCCAGACCUGAGUGUUCUUGUCCUUUUGGUUAUGAAAUGAAAGAUGCAAGCGAUUGGAGCAAAGGUUGCAAGCCUCGGUUCAAUAUUAGCUGUGAGAGCCAUCAGGAAAUGGAAUUUGUAGAGCUCCCGAAAACAGACUUUUGGGGCUUUGAUCUCAACUACACCCCUUCAGUAGCAUUGGAGUAUUGCAAGAAGCGAUGCAGGGAUGAUUGCAGAUGUCAAGCUAUUGGGUACAAGAUUGGGAGUGGUGCCUGCUUUACGAAGAGUGCCCUCUUUAACGGGAAAACUACUCCUCAGUUCCCAGGAAGUGCAUAUCUGAAACUCCCAAAGAGUUUUGGAAUGUCGAAGCUCUCUGCUACACAAGUACAUGAGCCAAUUUGCAAUAGUAGCAAUGCUGAGGGUUCUGUUGAUCCUUCAUAUAUUUUCUCAAAAAGCAGUGGACUAUCGAAACUGGUUUAUUUUUGUUGGUUUGUAUCGGUAAUCGGGGUAAUUGAGAUUUUGUUUGUCGUAUUUGGUUGGUGGUUCAUUUUCAGGAGUGAUCGAAAGUCGACAUCAGUGGAGGAAGGGUACAAGGCGAUUUCUGAUCACUUUAGGAAAUUCAGAUAUCAAGAGCUUAAAAAGGCAACUGGAAGUUUCAAGAAUGAGCUUGGGAGGGGAGGGACAGGGGUUGUUUACAAAGGAGUCUUGGAUGACGAUAGGGUAGUGGCAGUAAAAAAAUUGGAAGAUGUAAUUCAAGGGGAAGAGGAAUUCUGGGGUGAAGUCAGUGUAAUUGGGAGAAUAUACCACAUGAAUCUUGUAAGAAUGUGGGGAUUUUGUUCAGAACGUUCACACAAGCUCUUGGUUUAUGAGUAUGUGGAGAAUGGGUCACUGGACAACCACUUGUUUUACAACACAACCAGUGCUAGAUUGCUCAAAUGGAAUGAGAGGUUCAAGAUUGUGCUUGGUGUGGCAAAAGCAUUAGCAUAUCUUCACCAUGAAUGCCUUGAGUGGGUCAUCCACUGUGACGUGAAGCCUGAAAACAUACUUUUAGACAGUCAAUUUGAGCCGAAAGUUGCAGAUUUUGGAUUAGCGAAACUGUUGAAGAGAGGAGGAGCUGAUUUGAAUAUUUCAAGGAUGCGAGGGACAAGAGGUUACAUGGCUCCUGAAUGGGCAUCGAAUCUUCCCAUAACUGCAAAAGUUGAUGUCUACAGCUAUGGGAUUGUUGUCCUUGAGAUAGUGAAGGGAGGUAGAAUUGGGGAGGCAGCUGAGUUAGAGCUGAUAACGUUAACUAGGAUGCUGAAGGAGAAAUUUGAGAGUGGAGAUGAGUCAUGGAUUGUUGAUUUCAUCGAUCAGAGAUUAAACGAGGAGUUCAACCGUAAACAGGCAGUAAUGCUGGUAGAAGUUGCAUUGUCUUGCUUGGAAGAGGACAGAAGUAAGAGACCUUCAAUGGAUGAUGUUGUCCGAAUGCUCAUGUUAUGUGACGAUGAACCAAACUCCCACAAGGUAAGAGUUUCAGAAAAUGAUAUCUGGUAAGUUUCUUGUGGAACCGGUGUUAGAUAAGAGAUAUUGAGACAGUGAAUUGUGUAUGAAUAUGUGCAUUUCGUGAGACUUUCUUAUAGUUCGUUAACUUCCUACUCUGAAGCUCGGAUAAAUCUCCGUUUGUUAUUCACUAGCAGCACGUGGCUUCAAAGCUCUUAUUGUAAUUUAUACAAUCAAUACAAUGUUUUCAUGGACUCCAUCCAUGUGUUCAAGGUGAUUAUCUCAUGCAAUCACAAGUUUGGUCCGCAGACAUAUCUUUGAUAUAAAUGUUGGCAUUCUACCCCCACAGAGACCACCAUAAUGGCCCCAAUUCACUGAGCAACAUGGAGGAAAGUAAGGCAAAACUUAAAGAACAAUUGCAUGGUAAGGCGCUGAAGUUCGAGAGACUUGAAAAGUAGUAGACAUGAACUCUUAUGGAGAUUGAUUCAGUCUUCAUAGAAAGGUUAUUUGAAGAAAACUCCAGUGUUUCGUCUUGUUAUCAAGAGACACUGGGGGGUCGCAGUGCAGUGGGAGAAUCAGCAGAGGAGGAAGUCUCUUCUUCUCAAAUUAUCUAUUUUAUUGGUUUGCAUUCUGUACGAUCUGCCAAGGUCAAACACGAGCUGAGACACUGGCAGCAGAGAUCAUGAGGCUCUCUGCUGAAUGCAAACAAGCUACGAACUCCCUCAUACAACAAUCUCACACGCCUGCCCAAUACUUCAUAAUAUCGAGAACAACCUUGUGAAAAUGAUGCAAGUUAUGUCGUAGUUCUGCGGUUUAAUUUUCAAGCAGCAGAGAUCUAUGAGCAUUAAGAAGAGAGAAUAGAGGAUUUCAUUGUCCACUUAAUCUUUUUGAAUCUGUGACGUUGUAAAAGCUUGCCAUGCUCGAGUCCAAGUGCAUUUACAUGUAUGAAGCCAAGGCAUAAUGUAAAAGUUAUCAAAAUACAAGAAAUGUGUUCUCGUAUCAACCUCUUCGUCUGUGCUACGCGAGAUAUUACCUUCUGUGAAUAUGCUUAUGAAUUCGUUGUCCCUUUUCUGUCGACAGAUUUUGGCAUUGUUGUCGUCGUAACGCUUUCUUCUAGAUGUUAUAUAUCAUGCAAUAUUUGAUAUACUCACAGUAUUCAGACAUAUCCAGUUUGGAUGUACGCAUUCAACCCACCAACCUGCAAACUCUCAACUUCUCUAGCUCGUCUUCGAGCUCUAUCUCACAUCCGCUU
Molecule: messenger RNA, 4864 nt
Organism: Asparagus officinalis (garden asparagus)
Lineage: Eukaryota; Viridiplantae; Streptophyta; Magnoliopsida; Asparagales; Asparagaceae
Product: putative receptor protein kinase ZmPK1
Exons: 5
Coding region: 1072-3666 (864 amino acids)
Biological process (GO): recognition of pollen; protein phosphorylation
Molecular function (GO): protein serine/threonine kinase activity; ATP binding
Source: RefSeq, a predicted model, not a curated record